UGGCACAACACUCGACGACCUUAACUCAAAUGAGACAAGCACGAGAACGUGAAAGCAGCAAAAAUGAGGUCGUAUAAUGUCUUCGGUAUUUUCACUUGCGGCAGCACCAGGCAGCGGUCUUACAACAAAUGAAAUAAAAUGUUUUAGCAGUUCGUGAGUGAAAUAUCCUGUAAAACUGUGUUAAGUUUGCCGUUGUUCCUGGAGAAAAUCAUUUUAAAGAAAUCAUGUCAAAAUUUUACCGAAAUGUUAAAAUUGUGAAAACAGUGACACGAAACCGUUCGGAAUCAGUAAUCUCGUCACCAAGUUUCUGCCCCCACGUUGAAGAAUUAAGUGCUGCCAAACCUUACUCGGAAAUACCUGGUCCCAAACCCAUACCGAUACUAGGAAAUACAUGGCGACUUUUGCCCAUUAUAGGUCAGUACGAUAUUUCGGAUGUGGCAAAACUGUCGAAACUAUUCUACAAGGAAUAUGGGAAAAUCGUUAAACUGUCGGGACUGGUUGGAAGGCCUGACUUAUUAUUUAUUUAUGACGCCAAUGAAAUUGAAAAAAUAUAUAGACAAGAAGGGCCGACACCAUUCAGACCUUCAAUGCCUUGCUUAGUAAGGUAUAAGAGCGUCGUAAGGAAACAAUUUUUUGGAGACUUGGCUGGAGUUGUCGGAGUACAUGGUGAACCUUGGAGGGAAUUCCGUAGCAAGGUACAAAAACCUAUUCUUCAAAUUCAGACUGUUAAGAAAUAUAUUCAACCAAUUGAAACAGUCACAACCGACUUCAUUCAAAGAAUGAUGGAAAUGAAAAAUGACGCUGAAGAAAUGCCGGCGGAUUUUGACAAUGAAAUUCACAAAUGGGCGUUAGAAUGCAUAGGAAGAGUUUCUUUGGAUGUCAGAUUAGGUUGCUUGGACCCUAAUUUACCGGCAGAUUCCGAACCCCAAAAAAUUAUCGAGGCGGCAAAAUAUGCCUUAAGAAACGUAGCUCUUUUAGAAUUGAAAUUCCCUUUUUGGAGAUACAUUCCAACACCCCUGUGGACAAAAUACGUAGAAAAUAUGGAUUAUUUUGUAAAAAUAUGCAUGAAACACAUUGAUGCAGCGAUGGAGCGACUUAAAUCCAAAACAGUGACUAAUGAAAACGAUCUUUCACUGGUCGAAAGAAUUCUCGCCAAUGAACCGGAUCCUAAAACUGCAUACAUUUUAGCCUUGGAUUUAAUUUUAGUUGGAAUUGACACCAUAUCGAUGGCUGUGUGUUCGAUACUGUAUCAACUGGCCACAAGACCAGAACAACAAGAAAAAUUGUACAGGGAGCUUAAAAGAGUAAUGCCCGAUCCUAACACACCACUGAAUACCAAAUUAUUAGAUCAAAUGGAUUUUUUAAAAGCGUUUGUUAAAGAAGUGUUAAGGGCUUACUCUACUGUGAUCGGUAAUGGAAGAACUUUGCAACAAGACACUAUAAUUCAUGGAUAUAAGAUUCCUAAAGGUAUUCAAGUGGUAUUUCCGACCCUUGUUACAGGAAGCAUGGAAGAAUUUGUAAGCCAGCCUGACGAAUUUAUUCCAGAACGUUGGCUGAAGAAGUCGGAUGAUUACAAAAUUCAUCCAUUUGCUUCGCUACCUUAUGGGUAUGGAGCUCGUAUGUGUUUAGGUAGACGAUUUGCGGACCUCGAAAUUCAGGUGUUGCUAGCUAAGUUAAUACGUUCCUAUAAGUUGGAAUAUCAUCACGAACCUUUGGAAUAUAAAGUUACCUUCAUGUAUGCGCCUGAUGGCGAAUUGCGCUUCAAAGUUAUUAAACGAAAAGAAUGAUUACCAGUUGAAUUUGUAUAGUGUAAAUUUAGUAGAUUAUACUGAUUAGUGAUUAUUAUAGAAUAAAUUAAUGCUGUGGAAAUAGAAUUUUAAUGAUU
Molecule: messenger RNA, 1885 nt
Organism: Zophobas morio
Lineage: Eukaryota; Metazoa; Arthropoda; Insecta; Coleoptera; Tenebrionidae
Gene: Cyp301a1
Product: probable cytochrome P450 301a1, mitochondrial
Exons: 9
Coding region: 225-1787 (520 amino acids)
Molecular function (GO): monooxygenase activity; heme binding; iron ion binding
Source: RefSeq, a predicted model, not a curated record